AUGACAGAGAAUCAACAACCUCAAAUUAUUACGAAGACUUCUCAGCCAAGUUCUGAUUUUUAUAACCCAGAAACUGGUCCAUAUUAUUCGGUAAAAGAUCAUAAAGUUUGUUUAAUUACUGGUGGUAACAGCGGCAUUGGUUGGUACACUGUCUUGCAUUUAUAUCUUCACGGAUAUAUUGUUUAUAUUGCUGGUAGAAACAAGAAUAAGAUAGCAACAGCGAUUAAGGACAUAAAAACAGAAGCCAUAAAAAGAAGAGAGAUUUUUCUUGAUGGACAAACUGACGAAGGAAAAACCAAGCUAUUAGAAACUUCCACUCUUGGCGACUUGAAAUAUAUCCAUCUCGACCUAUUGAAUUUAAGCUCGGUUGAAAAGGCCGCAUCCCAAUUCAGACAAGAUGAAGAAAAAUUGGAUCUAUUGAUCGAUAACGCAGGCAUUAUGGCAUUGCCUCACGAAAUCACGGCCGACGGUUUUGAAAUUCAGAUACAAGCAAAUUACGUUGCCCACGUAUUGUUGGAUGAAUUGCUUCUUGAUAUGCUUGAAAAAUCAGCUGAUCCAAGACUUAUAUUUUUGUCCUCAAUUGGUCACAACUUCUGCUAUAGAAGAUUUGCCCCUGAUUCCACCCUUAACAAUACUCCCAAUAUACUUUAUACCUGGGUUAGAUAUGGGAUGGCUAAAACUUUUGGGAUUCAAUACAUGAGGAUUUUGGCAAAGAAGUAUCCAAAGAUUUUGUGUACAUCAAUUCAUCCUGGCUUCGUUUUCGAUACCCACUUGUUUGAUUAUUGGGCUCAAUUACCGGUCAUUGGAAGAUUUUAUAAAAAAACUUUUGGCGUGCUUGCAAACAUAGGGGGUAUUUCUAACGAAGAUGGUUCAAAAGCCACUUUGAAGGCUGCCUUAUCACCAGACUUCACUGCAGAAAAAGAUAAUGGCAAUUUUUUAUAUCCAGGGGGGGAGAAGCAUCAACCAAGUAGAAUUGCGCUUGAUGAGAAUUAUGCCGAUCAAACUUAUAGUUGGGCAAUCUCUGAAUUGAAGAAAAGGGGCUUCAAUGUUGGUGAACUAGGACAUAUGGCUAAUUAA
Messenger RNA from Saccharomycopsis crataegensis, 1077 nucleotides. RefSeq names its product Env9p (gene ENV9). The coding region runs from base 1 to 1077 and encodes 358 amino acids. Gene Ontology annotation, molecular function: oxidoreductase activity. Lineage: Eukaryota; Fungi; Ascomycota; Saccharomycetes; Ascoideales; Saccharomycopsidaceae. The record is from RefSeq and is a predicted model, not a curated record. The transcript has a single exon.